This is a messenger RNA of Fusarium keratoplasticum, 1974 nucleotides long. RefSeq names its product HET domain-containing protein. The record is from RefSeq and is a predicted model, not a curated record. Lineage: Eukaryota; Fungi; Ascomycota; Sordariomycetes; Hypocreales; Nectriaceae. The transcript has a single exon. The coding region runs from base 1 to 1974 and encodes 657 amino acids.
AUGAACGUUGUAUCUCCGAGAUGGACGAUGGCCAAGCUCAUGGCACUACUCGUUGGCCACUUCGUUGAACUUCACCUAUUGGAUAAGAGACUCAAUCUCUCGGAGAGUACUAUCAGCUUCCCGAGCGCUUUUGAUGAGGACAGACCGUGUCCUGAAUCCAAUUACCCGUACGCCCCCUUGAUACGUCCGAAAGAAAUCCGGCUCCUCAAGUUAGAAGUGAUCUCGGGAACAGUUUGCUGCACCUUGGAGACGGUACAUCUCGAUGAGGCACCACCUUUCUGGGCUCUGUCCUAUCUCUGGGGUAGCGAUCAAAUGGAUAUGUGCACUAUCCAACUAUCCUCGCCAGAGGGACCUCGCACCCUUCGCAUUACUUUCAACUGUGCCACGGCUAUCCAAUCUUUAGUCCCUUUCAGAACGCGGUAUCUUUGGAUCGAUGCCAUUUGUAUCAACCAACGUGAUACUCUUGAGAAACAGCACCAGCUGCCUUUGAUGCCGGACAUCUACACUCGGGCGACACUCGUCAUUGGGCACCUCGGGGGUCGCAACACCUUGCCGAUAGGGGAUUUCAUGAACAGACUGAGGCAGAAUAUUGCACAAGGCGAGGAUCUUGUCUUCGAUCCUUUUGACGGCUCCAACGCCGCCAUGUGGGAGGCCUUAUUCGGGAUUCUUGCCCAAUUAUACUGGGGGCGCGCCUGGAUCUUCCAGGAGGUUGUCUUGGCCAAGUCGCUGCUCCUUAUCUACGGCACCGCAUGCCUCCAGUGGAAAGAUCUAGCGUCUGUUGCAAAGCACGCCAUCGCUGGUGACAGUAUUGUCCUAACUGAGAAGAAUGAUAACGAUGAUGAUCGGAGGGAGCUGGCUUCUCGCAUCACCCGGGCCCUGUCGAAUUUCGGACUUUUCACCCACAUCGUCGACAGACUGAAGACACAUGAUUCAAGUUCAGAUGUCUCUAAGCGACCGAAACUAGCGCAGGUCAUUGACCUGGCAUUCUACCGACAAGCAACUGAUCCUCGUGAUGCAGUGUAUGCGUUACUCGGUCUCUGCUCGGACGCUACCGUCCCGGCAUUGCAGCCAAACUACGAUCCAUCCAUUUCUUGUGAGCAAGUAUACACAGACGUGGCAUGCUACUAUCUUGAAACCGGGAAGUGCAUCAAUCUCUUGCUUUUGGCCGGGCUAGCAUACAGACAGCCGACCAUGCGCCUUCCAAGUAGCAAGUGCCACAUCUCAGGCUUCCUACCGUCUUGGGUCCCCGACCUUGGCCUUGAGACUGAGAAACGGCUCGGCAGCUGGGCGGUAGAACGUGAGAGGUGGAGGGAUUGCCAACUAGAAUGCCAUAUUUGUCCCAGGCGCCGAUUUCUAUCCGUCAGGGGCUGCGAAAUAGGCACCAUCAUGGCAGUAUCAGAACUUGACAUGCGAAGCGCCGAAAAGUCGGCAUCUGGCCAAGUCGGAAAAGACUGGGUGAUACAGCACUGGUCAAGCAACUUCGCGGCGAGCCUUCAGAUGGCGGAGGAACUCGUGCCUGACCCGUAUCCCACUGGCAUGAGCCGUGAGGACGCUCAUUGGAGAACGCGAAUCAUGGACCACGAUGACAGAGGCUCCCCAGCAGCUGUAGGCACAAAGAAUCUAGUCAAUGUUCUGGUUGAAUACGCAAAGAACUCGGCGGAGGGCGGGCAACUUAAACAUCCUUUGUCUGAUGAGCAAAGUGACACGAGCAUCAAGCCCACCAAGGGCUGGGGUUUGAUAAUGGCCUCCUACACUUUUGCGGUAACCAAGGGUGGGUAUAUGGGACUGGUACCUCCCGGAUCGGUUGAGGGUGAUAUGAUUUGUCAAUUUGAAGGUUGUGGCGUCCCUUUUGUUCUUCGUCCGCAGGGUGAGGAAUGCGAUGAUACUUUUGCACUCUGGGGUGACGCGUACGUUCAGGGAUUUAUGCAUGGCGAGACCAGUUCGCUCUGUAAAAGGUGGUUUAGGAUAUCCUAG